This is a messenger RNA of Aureobasidium vineae, 1005 nucleotides long. Lineage: Eukaryota; Fungi; Ascomycota; Dothideomycetes; Dothideales; Saccotheciaceae. The record is from the annotation of a GenBank genome assembly.
AUGUGUCUGAUCAAAAGAGUAACGACCAUCCACCCAGACGACUACUCAGAUACCACAGAAACCUUCAGCCCUUGCAGCCACUCUGUCAACAAUCGCCCAUGCGACAACACCAUCUUGGACAAGAUCACAGAACGCGUACCUAGCACAUCCUCACAAGUGGCGCUUCGUCCCUCCUCUUCACGGCACAACGAGGUCGUGCUGCACCAAGAGCCACCUCGCCGCCGGCAAGACCCGCGAGAGGAACGUCGCUACUCUGGAGAGAUUGGUGUGAGGUUCAGGGGUUGGUUGAAGUCGCCCGAAUUCAGUAUUCGCAGGUUGGAUGAUGGUGGAUCUGGAUCUGGGUCUCGCAGGAGACGUGGCAGUGGCGAGAGCAGGAGAAUCUCAGGAGAGAUGAUGCCUGAGGCCCCUAUGCCGCCGUCGCCUGCACUUGUGCACCAGUCGAACAGAAGAUCGCCGCCGCCUUCUAUGCCGCCAACCCUCAUAUCUCCACCCAGCCGACCUACCCCUCCUCAGGGUCCGGCUGGUGCAGCAGCAGCGUUCACCACCAGAGAUACCAUUCCAUCGUCUUCGAGCACGCCGAGCAGGACAUCGUCAUCCAGGAGCAGAGAUGCGUACAGAGCAGUUCAAGGUCUACCCCACUUGACUGUUCCCGCCAGCAGUUCAUCUGUCACGAGCAGAUACCCUCGCUCUACACCUGGCCUGAGCCGUAUACGCUUCGAUCCCAGCACAAAAUUCCGCGAUUCAGCCUACGGUUCGAGCAACAUCUCUCCAAUCGACGCACCGAAAGCGAAUACCUUGUCGGAUACUCGCAGCAACACUGCCUCGGAACGCAGCGCGAGCGAGAGAUACAACUACACCAACGACAAUGCAGUGGCCAGGAGAGAAGACUACGACAUUGAUGAGGAAGAUAAAAAGUCAAAUUCGUCAGAGGGUCAUGCAGGAAGUUAUGAGGGCGGCCGAGGAGUACCAGAGCCAGACGAGCGAGCAGGGUCAUGGAUCGAUUAG